AUGCAUGGAAAUCCAGAAUCUACUCUCGUAGAUACAAGGUUUCUUGUAUCGUUCCUCUUGAUUGUACUGAAGGGUUUUGAUGGCCCAUGGUAUGGAUUUUUCUUCAGAUUUGUGCUACUUUUCUCUUAUAUCGUCCCAAUCAGCUUGAGAGUCAACCUCGAAAUGGGUAAAGCGUUCUACUCGUGGACGAUACAACGCGACAAGCGAAUUGAAGGCACGGUUAUGCGGUCGACUACAAUACCAGAGGAGCUCGGCAGAAUACAAUACCUGCUGGCUGACAAAACGGGCACGCUUACUAAGAACGAGAUGGUGUUCCAGAAACUUCAUCUGGGAAAUGCACUCUUCGACAGAAACAAUUUCCAUGAGAUAGAAGCAUUCCUUACCCAAUUCGUGACGAACGACGCCCCGUCGCUGCCAACGUCCCCUAGCGGCCAACAGGGGGAGGUGUUGGCACCGACACCGCGCCAGAUAUGGGAAGUGGUGCUGGCAAUAGCGCUCUGCCACAACGUGACGCCGGUCUACGACAUCGAAGACCAGAGAGCUGACGAGGCGCAAUCCGACAUGGGGAGCUCGAUGAUGUCGGAGAGCUGCGGCGGUGCGGUGCCCCAGCAGCAGCUCUGCGACUACCAGGCGGCCAGCCCCGACGAGGUGGCCCUCGUCAAGUGGACGGACAUGAUGGGAGUGUCGCUGUAUAGGAGAGAUCUGCACAAUAUAUCUCUGAAGCUGCGUGCGGCUAAUGAGAUAAUGCAAUUCAACAUACUGCAGGUUUUCCCCUUUACCAGCGAGAGUAAAAUGAUGGGCAUUAUAGUGCAGGAAGAGAACACGGGCGCCAUAACCUAUUACGUGAAAGGCGCGGAUGUGGCCCUGUCGAAACUUCUGCACUCCUCGUGGCUGAGCACCGAAUGCAACAAGCUGGCGGCCGAUGGCCUCAGAACGCUCGUUGUAGCCAAGAAGACCAUGUCCAAGAAUGAAUAUCUGGAAUUCGAGAGCGAGUACAAGGAGGCGCGCCUGAGCGUGACCAACCGCAGCGAGAGGACGGCGGCGGCGCUGGCGCGUCUGCAGCGGGGCCUCGCGCUGCUGGGGCUGACGGGCGUCGAGGACAGGCUGGCGGAGGACGUGCCGCGCACGCUGGCGAUGCUGAGGCAGGCCCACGUCAAGGUGUGGAUGCUGACAGGCGACAAGCUGGAGACGGCGUUAUGUAUCGCCCGCUCUCUGCAGCUGGGCGGUGGUUCCAGGUGGCUGGUGGCCAGCGAGUGCAGCACGCGGAGGGAUGCUCACGCCCUGCUCAACGCCAUCGACCGCGCUGAAGACGGCACCGACCUGAUCAUCGAAGGCGAGACCCUGGAGGUGUGUCUGCGGGCGUACGAGGAGGAGUUCGUGGGGGUGCUGCAGCGCUGCGCGGGCGUGGUGGUGGCGCGCUGCUCGCCCACGCAGAAGGCGCGCGUGGCGCGGCUGCUGCGGGCGCGGGGGCACGUGGUCGCCGCGGUCGGCGACGGCGGCAACGACGUAGCGAUGAUACAGGAGGCCGACAUUGGCGUGGGUAUAGAGGGCGCGGAGGGGCGAGCCGCUUCGCUGGCGGGCGACGUGAGCGUGCGCGCGUUCGGCGGCGUCGCGCGGCUGCUGCUGGUGCACGGGCGGCGCGCCGUCAUGCGCUCCGCCGCGCUCUGCCUCUUCAUCGUGCACAGGGGCCUCAUUGUGUCCACCAUGCAGGCUGUCUUCUCCGUGGUGUUCUACUUCUCGUCGCUGUCGCUCUAUCCGGGAUUCCUUAUGGUCGGCUACGGAACUGUUUUCACUAUGCUACCAGUCUUCUCUCUGGUUCUAGACAAGGACAUUCCAAGUACAACGGCUCUUAGAUACCCUCAGCUGUAUCGGCAGCUUUCCAAAGGGAGGCAGCUAUCCUACAAAACGUUUUACAUAUGGGUCAUAAUAUCAAUCUAUCAAGGCGGUGUGAUCAUGUAUGGGGCAUUGGUUCUGUUCGAGGACCAGUUAAUCCACAUAGUGGAGAUCAGCUAUACGGCGCUGAUCCUCACCGAACUGAUCAUGGUCGCCCUGACGGUGGUCACCUGGCACCGGCUGAUGGUUCUGGCUGAACUCCUCAGCCUCGCCAUGUACACCGCCACCCUGCUCAUAUUCACCACAUACUUUGACGGAGAUUUCAUCCGACAUUGGGACUUCUGGUGGAAGGUGACGACAAUAACACUGGUUUCGUGCAUGCCGCUAUACAUCGUCAAACACAUGCACCGGAAGUGGAGAGACCGCCAGUGCAUGGGGGACAUGUUGUGGGUCGAUUUUACA
Molecule: messenger RNA, 2295 nt
Organism: Iphiclides podalirius (scarce swallowtail)
Lineage: Eukaryota; Metazoa; Arthropoda; Insecta; Lepidoptera; Papilionidae
Source: the annotation of a GenBank genome assembly